AGGCGGGGACGCUCGGGCAGGAGGUGGCGGGAGCCCCGCUAGCACAGGAAGUCGCCCCGGCGAAGGAGGAGGGAGGAGGCGGAGCUCUGCCGCUCGGCCCGAGUGAUUUUUGGAUUGAAAGCAAUGGGUAGAAAAGAUGCCUCCACAUCAAGGACUCCUGUUGACCAGUACAGGAAACAAAUAGGGAAACAAGAUUAUAAGAAAACCAGGCCUAUGUUAAGAGCUACAAGAUUAAAAGCAGAGGCCAAGAAAACUGCACUAGGCGUAAAGGAAGUUGCCCUUGUCCUUACAGCCAUACUGGUAUUUUUGUUGGCUUUCUAUGCUUUUUUUUAUCUUAAUGUUUCCAGUGAAGUUGACCUUGAUCUGGAUCCAGAUGAAAACUAGCAGAUGCAAUGAAUCUAUCAUCAAGAUUUCUUCAGCUUCAACAAGACUACAUAGGAACACACAGUCCCUUCCCUGUAAGACAGUAAACGAUGCCAUUUCUUGCAGUCCAAAUUCAUAAGAAAGUUUUGCAAUACAUCAGUCACAUUCCAGGUCUCCAAAUUAAGAACACUUAUGCCUGGCCAAGUGUAUUUGUCUAACACCACAGCCAGGAGCAACAGUACAAUACAUGAAGUUUAUUGUUUACAUUAUGUUUUUCUCAGGCAGAGAACUUUGAUGUCAAAGACAGGUGCUACUAUUAUCAUGGGUAUUGAUGCUGACUUCACAGGAGUGCCUGCCUUGACUGAAUUUAGGAAUCAGAGCUUCCUAAUAACCAUAUUAGUUUCCUGUUCCUUUCUGAAAAGAAAGCAGAAAUACCAAAUGAAAAGUCUUUUCUUCAUUUGUGUUCAUAAUAUAUCAAAACACCCUCAUCCUUUCUCUCCCUUUUAAUCUUUCUUGCGCAUGUGUGCGCAUGCAUGAAGAUGGAAGAAAUUGUAGGAAAAGAAUAUCUUCUUACAAGCAGUCUGUCACCUUCUAUAUGGACUUAAUUUUCUGUCAUUCCAGAUUCUGUGUGCCCAUAUAUCUACAGUAAUCUUUUUCAUUCUUUUGCCAACUGUUCAGCACACAUGUGUUCUGUUAGAAAUGGCACCUGGAUGACAGAAGCUCUAACAUUCGCAUAUGCUUCUGAAACACAGUUCUUUGCCUCCUGUGCUGUCUGAACUAGUGUAAAUAGAAAGUUUAGUCAAUGUUGGUUUUAAUUAGUGUAUUGGUCUACUAUUAAUAUAAAGUCAAAAUUGUGUUUUAAUUAUGCUCUUCCUGAUGGUUUUGGUAUCAACUUGCUCUACCUAUUAGGGGCAUGUUGUAUAAAAACAUUCCUUUCCAGCUAUACAAUCAUUUUAAUCAUCAAACUAAUGUGAGAGACUGUAAGUAACAAGAAAACACUUUUUCUCCUGGCAUACUAAUAACUGGUAAAUCUUGGCUCCAUUACAUCCUUCAGUUCUUGCAAAGUACCUUUCAAAUUAGGCACUGUAGAUAGCAUUUUUGUUCCUUUUGAUAGCCAAAAGCCAUUUGAAGAAUUUGUUGUGUCAGAGCAGCUGCAGGGAGCUUUAAAAUUCUGGCUUUAUUCUCUUCUGCUUUGAGUUUGGCAUAUAACUGAGCUUGUGGAUGUAAAGACUGUUUUGAUCCCCUUAAAAGUGUGGUCAGUCUUUCUCAGACUGAGAUUCGGUUCCGAUUCAGUUUGAUAUCAAGAACGUGUAGAGCCAUUGGUGCUGAAUGUCGCAAGGAAAUUUAGGCAGACUGACUUUCAGAAAAGUUUUCAUAAUUCUGAGGCUUGGUUUUGCCUUUGACAUAAAUUUCAGAGCUGAAUGUUAGAUUUAAUUGCAACUGAGGUAUUUACUGUCUUGUUCCUGAGAUGCCUGGCUAAGAUUUCUUACAGUGAUUUUGAAGACAAAGGGAUACAAAUCACAUCAAAUAUUAUAAUGGAAAAUAUAUUUCUUUUAAAUUGACACAGUCCCAUUAUCACCACUUAAGAAACUUGGAUCAAUACAGUUAAUUUUUAAACCAUAUAGUAACUAUGACCAUAUACAUUAUGAGUCUCUAAGGAUCCACUUCAUAUGUGUCAUAAUGUUUGUUCACUUUAUGCCAUGCAAAACAACAACUCUAGAAAUUCAGAGUACAACAGUCUUCCGAAAAAUAUAUGAAAGAGAAAAUUAUAUAUGCAAAUAUAUCUCAUUUUCUACAUAUGACUCUUACAGACACAAAAUCCUAACAUUUUUGUAUGCAUAUGACUUACAGUGCACUACUAGUUGCACACUUGACCAAACACCUCCCAACAUGUUGAAUUUAUGGUGAAACAUUAUCUGACACAUGACCCAACUUCCAGUGGAGGGAAAAGCAUAUCACAAGCUGUCUCCUUGCAUGUGACUUACUUUUAACUCCACCAGCACCCAACCACAUGUGACAGAAGAUCCAGACCUCUCCUGUUACUCUACAUUAGCAGUUUUUAGGUUCUAUAACAUGCUGGAGGGAUUGCUUCCUUAAUGUCAGCAUAUAGCUCUCUGGGUCAUGUAUGGUCUGAGAAAGAUACGUAGUUACUCCCUUCAUGCAGGUCAUCUCUCUCAAUGACCUGCUCUCUCUCUCUCUCAUAACCUGCUCUCUCAAUUGGUUGUGUUAAAAAGCAAGCAAUUCUUACUGUCAAAUUUAUGAAUAUGAAGUUCCUAGGACAGGAAUAUUCCAUUUCCCAUAACUGGGAAUCAGACCAAAUCUGAAGUGUGCAUAUAUGUGAUUCUAUCAGCUUCCCCAGUGUGUGGCUUAUGAGUCCAUAUUGCCCGCAGUUUGCCAUUUGUCUAUUGGCUUUGUUUGGAUUAGGUCUUUUCAUUUGCAUGAAAGAUCAUAAAAUCAUUGUGUCAUUGAAUGGUUUGGGUUAGAAGGGAUGCAAAAGACCGUCUAUUUCCAGUACCUCUGCCAUGGGCAGAGACACCUUCUACUAGAGCAUGUUGCUCAAAGCCCUGUCCUGGUGUCAGACACCUCCAGGAAUGGUGCAUCCACAGCUUCCUUGGGCAACCUGUUCCAGCGCCUCACCACCCUCAGAAUAAAUUUUUCUCAAUAUCAACUCUCUCUUCUGCUGUCACUACAUGCUUUUGUAAAAAGUCCAUUUUUUUGGUAGGCUCCCUUCAGGUACUCAAAGGAUAUUCUCAUGUAGCAGGAAAAUUUCUUUUUGCUUAGAGCAGGUAGACUUCUGUUCAGUAUAUGUAGAAAUAUGUGGUAAAUAUUGCAGCAAAUACACUUCCUCUCCUAUCAGUACAGUAAUUCCUAAUGGGACAUGUGGCUUAUUUUGCCCUUAAUUAUGUCUAAGAUUGAAAUAUGCCUUUUGGAUUUUGGACCAUCUAUCUUUGUAUGAGUUGCACGGUGUCUAUUUUAUUAAUAAAUGAUUUUUUUCUA
Molecule: messenger RNA, 3360 nt
Organism: Haemorhous mexicanus (house finch)
Lineage: Eukaryota; Metazoa; Chordata; Aves; Passeriformes; Fringillidae
Gene: TRIQK
Product: triple QxxK/R motif containing
Exons: 4
Coding region: 124-384 (86 amino acids)
Cellular component (GO): endoplasmic reticulum membrane
Source: RefSeq, a predicted model, not a curated record